AUGGCAUCAUUUAGCCCAUUUGUUACUAUUUUUAAUCAAAACAAACUGACUAGAUCCAACUGUGUUGACUGGAAAAGAAAUUUUGACAUUGUUCUUACUACUGAAGAGCACAAAUAUGUGCUUACUCAACCAUGUCAUAACUUUCCUUCAUUAGAUGCUCCUUUUGAGGAGAAACAACGAUAUAAUCGUUGGCAAAAAUCUAAUGAGAUGGCCAAGUGCUAUAUGCUAGCAUCUAUCUCAAAUGUUCUACAACGUCAAAUGCAGGAUGUAGAACUAGCUUCAGACAUAAUGCUAAGUCUGAAAGAGAUGUUUGGUGAGCAAGGUCAUUUUGCAAAGCAAGAAACUAUGAGGCAAAUUUAUAAUACCAAAAUGACUUAUGGCACUUUAGUGAGGGAUCAUUCUCUUAGGAUGAUCUCUAAUUUGAAUACACUAGAAGUUUUAGGUGCCGAUAUUGAUGGAGAAUCCUAA
Quercus robur (English oak) is the source of this 468-nucleotide messenger RNA. RefSeq lists its product as uncharacterized. The transcript has a single exon. The coding region runs from base 1 to 468 and encodes 155 amino acids. NCBI's taxonomy places the organism in Eukaryota, Viridiplantae, Streptophyta, Magnoliopsida, Fagales, Fagaceae. The record is from RefSeq and is a predicted model, not a curated record.